AUUCUGACUGGGCCGCGUGCGCACGUCUAAAAAAUCUCGAUAUAAAACACGAUUUGUGAAAAUAAAUGGUGAAAGUGUCAGUCUGUUUCUGAAUAUAAAUAUAAUCUCGAAAUGAAAGUUCUUCCGGUCGAAGAUAAGGUCGCGAGGGUUGCUAAUGAGAGGCCUUCUGUGGUCACCGAUGUUUCUAAAGAGAUAAGGGAUGAAUUGAACAGAGGCUGUCCCCUAGGCGUAUCACGAGUUAUUGACUUCGUAUAUAUAUGUGGAGCCCACGCUUUGCCCGGUGCUGUUAAGGCCCUGCGACCAAGUCUGGUGGUAAAUGCCGCCCCAGAACUGCCACCACCGCCAGAAGACUAUGUACCGCGACAUUAUGUACCACUGUUGGACACACCGAAUUCCGACAUGCACCCUUAUAUGGAAAGCGUCGCUGACUUAAUAAAUGAAGUCGUCACAAGAGAUGAAGCUGUAUUGGUUCAUUGUGUCGCUGGUGUAUCAAGAUCCGUCACGUUAUGCUUAGCAUACCUCAUUAAAUGGCACAAAAUGACACUUAGAGACGCGUAUCACCAUAUGAAAAGGCGAAGGCCGCAAAUACGACCGAACACUGGAUUCUUUAAGCAGCUAAUAAAAUAUGAAGACAGAUUAUUUGGCGAAGCCUCCGUGAAAAUGGUGUAUUGUGAAGCGAUCGACAAAGAAAUCCCGGAUGUGUAUGAGCCAGAUUAUAGGGGAAUGACUUGGUUCAGACAACGGUAUGGGCCUAUUGAGAAUUGUUAAAAAAAUCUUUUAUUCAUAUAAUCUGAGCACAAUUUCCUAUAUGUCAUUUGACGGAUGGAAGAGUUGGUUCGCGUUAAUGAUUAGAAGUUAAUAAAAUAUAUGAAGUACGGUGCAAAUGAGCUUUGAAAUUGAAUAAUUGAUUUGUUUAAUUGUAAGCCUAGUGUACCAGUAUUUUUACCUUUUGAUUAGAUCUAUUAUACAAUUAUUUAUUUCUUUAAUCGAUAAAUAAUAAUUGACAAACGACAAGUCUGCCGAAGAAUAUCGCGCUACAGUUUCAGCAUAUUUAAUAUUAUUUAACGAUUUCUGUAUACAGGUAUACACUAUUGUAUGUAUAAUUAGGCUAGGAUCAAAAAAGUCAUAAGGGAUAUGUUAACGAAGAUUCGUAGUUAUCCAUGUGACAGCAAAAAUAGUCCAAAAAUCAUAACAUUGUGUGUUUAAGUCAUUAGUGAAACAUUUCCACUAUCCCUUCGUUAAUCAAUUUCAGUUUAGUCUACAAAGAUUUUUAAAUGUGUAUAACAUCGGAUAUACAGCAAAGUAUAAUUUGGGAGAUAUGUUCUUUCGUUCAUACGUUUUGAAUUAAUU
Molecule: messenger RNA, 1350 nt
Organism: Pieris brassicae (large cabbage white)
Lineage: Eukaryota; Metazoa; Arthropoda; Insecta; Lepidoptera; Pieridae
Product: dual specificity protein phosphatase 14
Exons: 4
Coding region: 112-768 (218 amino acids)
Biological process (GO): protein dephosphorylation
Cellular component (GO): cytoplasm
Molecular function (GO): protein tyrosine/serine/threonine phosphatase activity
Source: RefSeq, a predicted model, not a curated record